This is a messenger RNA of Budorcas taxicolor (takin), 5318 nucleotides long. It is a transcript of the gene CDK12, whose product is annotated as cyclin dependent kinase 12. The record is from RefSeq and is a predicted model, not a curated record. Gene Ontology annotation, molecular function: ATP binding; cyclin binding; cyclin-dependent protein serine/threonine kinase activity. Bases 1 to 4473 code for a protein of 1490 amino acids. The transcript has 14 exons. NCBI's taxonomy places the organism in Eukaryota, Metazoa, Chordata, Mammalia, Artiodactyla, Bovidae. Gene Ontology annotation, biological process: positive regulation of transcription elongation by RNA polymerase II; protein phosphorylation; transcription elongation by RNA polymerase II. Gene Ontology annotation, cellular component: cyclin/CDK positive transcription elongation factor complex; nucleus.
AUGCCCAAUCCAGAGAGACAUGGGGGCAAGAAGGACGGGAGUGGGGGAGCUUCUGGAACUUUGCAGCCGUCAUCGGGAGGUGGCAGCUCCAACAGCAGAGAGCGUCACCGCUUGGGGUCGAAGCACAAGCGGCAUAAGUCCAAGCACUCCAAAGACAUGGGAUUGGUGACACCCGAAGCAGCACCUUUGGGCACAGUUAUCAAACCUUUGGUGGAAUAUGAUGACAUUAGCUCUGAUUCCGAUACCUUUUCUGACGACCUGGCUUUCAAACUGGACCGGAGGGAAAAUGAUGAACGUCGCGGGACUGAUCGCAGUGACCGCCUCCAUAAACACCGUCACCACCAGCACCGACGUACUCGCGACUUAUUAAAAACUAAGCAGACAGAGAAAGAAAAAAACCUGGAAGCCUCCAGCAAGUCGGGCUCGACGAAGGACCGGAUAUCAGGAAGUUCAAAGCGUUCAAAUGAGGAGAAUGAUGACCACGGGAAGGCUCAGAUCUCGAAAAGCACCAACAAGGAAUCCAGGUCAUCCAAACUCCAUAAGGAGAAGACCCGGAAAGAACGUGAGUUGAAAUCGGGACACAAAGACCGAAGUAAAAGUCAUCGGAAAAGGGAAACACCCAAAAGUUACAAAACCGUGGACAGCCCUAAACGGAGAUCCCGGAGUCCCCACCGGAAGUGGUCCGACAGUCCCAAGCAAGAUGAUAGCCCCUCCGGAGCUUCUUACGGCCAAGAUUAUGACCUUAGUCCCCCGAGAUCUCACACCUCUAGCAAUUAUGACUCCUACAAGAAGAGUCCGGGAAGUACCUCUAGAAGGCAGUCGAUCAGCCCACCUUACAAGGAGCCUUCCGCCUACCAGUCCAGCACUCGGUCACCCAGUCCCUACAGUAGACGACAGAGGUCUGUGAGUCCCUAUAGCCGGCGACGUUCUUCCAGCUAUGAAAGGAGUGGCUCUUACAGUGGGAGAUCACCCAGUCCCUACGGUCGAAGGCGGUCCAGCAGCCCUUUUCUGAGCAAGCGCUCUCUGAGCCGGAGCCCACUUCCCAGUAGAAAAUCAAUGAAGUCUAGAAGUAGAAGUCCUGCAUAUUCAAGACACUCAUCUUCUCAUAGUAAAAAGAAGAGAUCCGGGUCACGCAGUCGACAUUCCAGUAUCUCACCUGUCAGGCUUCCAUUGAACUCCAGCUUGGGAGCUGAACUCAGUAGGAAAAAGAAGGAAAGAGCAGCAGCUGCUGCAGCAGCAAAAAUGGAUGGGAAGGAAUCCAAGGGUUCACCUAUAUUUUUGCCUAGAAAAGAGAACAGUUCAGUGGAGGCUAAGGAUUCAGGCUUGGAGCCUAAAAAGUUACCCAGAGGUGUAAAAUUGGAAAAAUCUGCCCCAGAUACUGAACUGGUGAAUGUAACACAUCUUAACACAGAGGUCAAAAAUUCUUUAGAUACAGGGAAAGUGAAGUUGGAUGAGAACUCUGAGAAGCAGCCUGUUCUUAAAGAUACGAAAGUACAGGGAACAAGAGACUCUAAACCUGUAGCACUGAAAGAGGAGAUUGUUACUCCAAAAGAGACAGAGACAUCUGAAAAGGAGACCCUUCCACCUCUUCCCACAGUUACUUCUCCACCUCCUUUACCAACUACUACCCCUCCACCACAGACACCCCCCUUGCCACCUUUGCCUCCACUGCCAGCUAUUCCACAGCAGCCACCUCUGCCUCCUCCCCAGCCAACAUUUAGUCAGGUUCUUUCUUCAAGUACUUCAACUUUGCCCCCCUCUGUUCAUCCAAGGACAUCUACUCUGUCCUCUCAGGCAAAUUCUCAGCCCCCUGUACAGGUUUCUGUGAAGACUCAAGUAUCUGUAACAGCUGCUAUUCCACACCUAAAAACUUCAACGUUGCCUCCUCUGCCCCUCCCACCCUUAUUACUGGGAGAUGAUGACAUGGAUAGUCCGAAAGAAACUCUACCUUCAAAACCUGUGAAGAAAGAGAAAGAACAAAGACCACGUCACCUACUCACAGACCUCCCUCUCCCUCCAGAGCUCCCUGGUGGGGAUCCAUCUCCCCCAGACUCUCCAGAACCAAAGGCAAUCACACCACCUCAGCAACCAUACAAAAAGAGACCAAAAAUUUGUUGUCCACGUUACGGAGAAAGAAGACAAACAGAAAGUGACUGGGGGAAACGCUGUGUGGACAAGUUUGACAUUAUUGGGAUUAUUGGAGAGGGAACUUAUGGCCAGGUAUAUAAAGCCAAGGACAAAGACACAGGAGAGCUAGUAGCCCUGAAGAAGGUGAGACUGGACAAUGAAAAAGAGGGCUUCCCAAUCACAGCCAUUCGUGAGAUCAAAAUCCUUCGUCAGCUGAUCCACCGAAGUGUUGUUAACAUGAAGGAAAUUGUCACAGAUAAGCAGGAUGCACUGGAUUUCAAGAAGGACAAAGGAGCCUUUUACCUUGUAUUUGAAUAUAUGGACCAUGACUUAAUGGGACUUCUGGAAUCUGGUUUGGUGCACUUUUCUGAGGACCAUAUCAAGUCAUUCAUGAAACAGCUAAUGGAAGGAUUGGAUUACUGUCACAAAAAGAAUUUCCUGCAUCGGGAUAUUAAGUGUUCUAACAUUUUGCUGAACAACAGUGGUCAGAUCAAACUAGCAGAUUUUGGACUUGCUCGGCUCUAUAAUUCUGAAGAGAGCCGUCCUUAUACAAACAAAGUUAUUACUCUGUGGUACCGACCUCCAGAACUUCUGCUGGGAGAGGAGCGUUAUACACCAGCGAUAGAUGUUUGGAGCUGUGGAUGCAUUCUUGGGGAACUAUUCACAAAGAAGCCUAUUUUUCAAGCCAAUCUGGAACUGGCUCAGCUAGAACUCAUCAGUCGACUCUGUGGUAGCCCUUGUCCAGCUGUGUGGCCUGAUGUUAUCAAGCUGCCCUACUUCAAUACAAUGAAACCGAAGAAGCAAUAUAGAAGGCGCCUACGAGAAGAAUUCUCUUUCAUUCCUUCAGCAGCACUUGAUUUACUCGACCACAUGCUGACGUUAGAUCCUAGCAAACGUUGUACAGCUGAACAGACUCUACAGAGUGAUUUCCUUAAAGAUGUUGAGCUCAGCAAAAUGGAUCCUCCAGACCUCCCCCACUGGCAGGAUUGCCAUGAAUUAUGGAGUAAGAAACGGCGACGGCAGCGACAAAGUGGUGUUUUGGUAGAAGAGCCACCUCCACCCAAAGCCUCUCGAAAAGAAACUAUCUCAGGGACAAGUGCUGAGCCUGUAAAGAACAGCAGCCCAGCACCACCUCAGCCUGCUCCUGGCAAGGUGGAACCUGGGGCUGGGGAUGCAAUAGGCCUCGGUGAUAUCACACAGCAGUUGAAUCAAAGUGAAUUGGCAGUGUUACUGAACCUGCUGCAGAGCCAAACGGACCUGAGCAUUCCUCAAAUGGCGCAGCUGCUUAACAUCCACUCCAACCCAGAGAUGCAACAGCAGCUGGAGGCCCUGAACCAAUCCAUCAGUGCCCUAACGGCUGCCACUUCCCAACAGCAGGACUCAGAGCCCACAGCCCCAGAGGAAUCUUUGAAGGAGAUAGCCCCUGCCCCAGCGGUCCAACCUUCAGCAGAACAGACAACCCCUGAAGCUUCAAGCACACCAGCUGACAUGCAGAAUAUGUUGGCAGUUCUUUUGAGUCAACUGAUGAAAACCCAGGAGCCAGCAGGCAACCUGGAGGAAAGCAACAGUGACAAGAACAGUGGGCCACAGGGGCCCCGAAGAACUCCCACAAUGCCACAGGAGGAGGCAGCAGCAUGUCCUCCUCACAUUCUUCCACCAGAGAAGAGGCCCCCUGAGCCCCCCGGACCUCCACCGCCGCCACCUCCACCCCCUCUGGUUGAAGGCGAUCUUUCCAGCGCCCCCCAGGAGUUGAACCCAGCCGUGACAGCCGCCUUGCUGCAACUUUUAUCCCAGCCUGAAGCAGAGCCUCCUGGCCACCUGCCACAUGAGCACCAGGCCUUGAGAUCAAUGGAUUACUCCACCCGACCCCAUCCUAACAGGACUUACGGAAACACUGACGGGCCUGAAACAGGGUUCAGUGCCACUGACACUGAUGAACGCAACUCUGGUCCAGCCUUGACAGAAUCUUUGGCCCAGACCCUGGUGAAGAACAGGACCUUCUCGGGCUCUGUGAGCCACCUUGGGGAGUCCAGCAGUUACCAGGGCACAGGGUCAGUGCAGUUCCCAGGGGACCAGGACCUCCGUUUUGCCAGGGUCCCCUUAGCAUUACACUCAGUGGUCGGGCAACCAUUCCUGAAGGCUGAGGGAAGCAGCAACUCUGUGGUACAUGCAGAGACCAAAUUGCAAAACUAUGGGGAGCUGGGGCCAGGAACCACUGGGACCAGCAGCUCAGGAGCAAGCCUUAACUGGGGGUCCUCAGCUCAGUCUUCUGCUUAUGGCAAAGUGUAUCGGGGGCCUACGAGAGUCCCUCCAAGAGGGGGAAGAGGGAGAGGAGUUCCUUACUAACCUAGAGACUUCAGAGUCCUGAAAGAUCCCUUCCCUAUCCAUUCUUCCAUCCAGUCCUCUGAACCUUUAAUGAAAUAAUUUGCCAGAGCGAGGUAAUCAUCUGCAUUUGGCUAUUGCAAAGCUAUCUGUUGUAUUCCUUGCUCACUUGCUCCUAGCAAGUGACUUAUAAAAUAGUGAUAUUGGCACCAGUUCCUCCUGGAUGGGAUAUAGUCAGAAUAUUUACUUCAACUCUACCUAGUAAAUACAAGUAGAGAAUAUGGAGAGGGUCAUUAAAUUGAAAAGUAAAUUUUAAUUAGUUCAUUUCCUACACUUCUUGAGCAGAAGAAGGAAACAGUUUCAAUUUUGAGAUGGCUCAGGAGAGUUUCUUAAAGUUUUUUUUUUUUUAAUGGUUUCUUUUGAAUUUAGGUUUUUUGGUUUCUUUCCUUUUUGUUUUUUUAUUUUUUAAGAGAAUAGUGUUCACAGAAUUUGAGCUGCUCUUAGGCUUUUGCUUUAAGGGAAACAGAGUGACUGGCUGGUUUAAAUAAAUGUUUCCUUCCUCUCCACCAUCUCACAUUUUUGCUUUCAAGUGAACUCUUUUUUUACCCAUUGAGCAUCUUGAACAUACCUUUUUUCCAAAUAAAUUGCUCAUUCUUAAAGUUUGCUCCACUUUGAGAAAAGACAUGCCCCCACCCCCCUCCCUGCACAUGAAGCAGGUUGUAGAAAGUGGCAUUCUUGGGCAAGUAGGUAGACUUUAUCCCAUCUCUUUACCUUUUUUAUCCCAUCUUUAUAGACUUUCUCUUUCUCUCUAUCGCUCUCUUUUUGAGGCAUUUGUUUGGAAAAAAAAUUAAUUGUUGAGAUGCCCAAGA